GCUGUGUAAUUGGAGAUUGGCACAUUUAAAUUAUUUGAGGUAGUUUUGAAAUGAUUCAAGUCUUGCUUCCUGCAUAUAUCCUAAGGAUUUACGGUGUAAUACGAUAUGUAUAAUUUUUACUUCAAAAUGGCUAUGCUUGAUGACACAAAUGGUAACACGCUGAACAUUAACAACUCCCCUGUGGAACUGGUAGGCGAUGGAACUGCACCACGCGUAGAAGAUACGUCGAUCGCUGUACUACACGCGUCGUCUACUGACGACUUGAGUCAAAGUUUGUCUGAAUACACGGAUGCAGAUGAAAGCAUAUCAGCGCCCACAGAAUUGCUGGCGGAAUUUUUGUCAGCUGUUAUGAUACGGGACUACGUUAACGCGCUGCGAUACUGCAAGCAAAUUUUAGAAUAUGAACCCAACAAUUCGACAGCACGUGAUUUUUACCCGCAUAUCUUGUCGAAAAUCGACACAAUUCAGGCUGGCGAGCAACUGUCUGGUGAAAGCGACGAAAAUGAUAAUUUGCAAUGCAGGUCACCGCUGGCUUCAUCCUCUUCGUCACCGGUGGUGAGCCGUUCGCCGUGCUCAUCCAAUCGAUCCAAUUACUCCUCGUCAGUUUCCAUUGUUUCCUCUUCCGCAACAUCAGCUUCUGGCUUCGCUAUAGAAAACAUCGACCAAGACGAAGUCAGUAUGAUGUGUAGUGACGACGAAAGUGACGAAUCAUCGCAGCUGUGCGGCGCGUUCUCCGAUUCCGGUUCAACUAGCGGUGGUCGGUGUCAAGAAAACGCCGACUGGCGUGUUCCUGUUUCCCUACGCAUACACAGCGAUUCUUGCCAGCAUAUAAGAACUUCACUACGCAAGUACAGACUAGGGCGAACCUCGUCAAGGUCGUGUCGCAGCGUAGAAGAGGAAAGCAUCCGGCCGCAAGCUUCACUAAGCGAAAACAACACUUCUCAAUCAUAUUCGAGUCUUUUGCUGGAAGACGAUGAAAAAGAUCUCACUCUGUCCGAUAUUUCUAAUCUGAAUAUCGAAGAAGAUGAAACCUCUAUUGGUAAUACGUGCACCGAAAUCAGCAUGAACAAUUUUUCUAACUACUAUUUUACUUGA
Anopheles cruzii is the source of this 1095-nucleotide messenger RNA. RefSeq lists its product as uncharacterized. Bases 106 to 1095 code for a protein of 329 amino acids. NCBI's taxonomy places the organism in Eukaryota, Metazoa, Arthropoda, Insecta, Diptera, Culicidae. The transcript is spliced from 4 exons. The record is from RefSeq and is a predicted model, not a curated record. Gene Ontology annotation, molecular function: protein binding.